UUGAAAAGAAAAGAGCCGGCCUCUAAUGAUACUACAGACACUGACGAUGAAAUAUUUUCCGUACACGAUUCUUCGGACUACUGUGUUGACGAUGACGAGCAACUUUUAGAAGAAUUUGAGAGAUAUUUUUACGACAAUGAAUCAGAAAUAAUGCAAAAUAUAAUCGAAAACGAGAAAAUACAAGAUCAAGUACUGGACCAAAUAGAACAGGAAAGCGAAACGCGUACUAUGAAAACCGAAAACAGAGUUCAAAUUGAGGAAAACAGAAUUAUAACAGCAGAAAAUAAUACCAUUGAAGAAGAAAACAAAACUAAGCAAACCGUGGAUUUAGUUCAAAUAAAAUCAGAAAACAAAACCAAGAAAACGGAAAAAUUAGUUGAAGUAGAAAACAGGAUCACGGUAAUCACAAAUACAGUACAAAGAACAGAAGAAAAUAAGAAAUGUAACAACAUUCAAACUAAAGGAGGAAAAGGGCCACGAAUCUUUAAUGAAAAAGAAACCGUCGAAAUAGUUGAAAAUAAAGAAGGUGACAGUGUGAUUGUUAAGUAUUACGAAAAAAAAUCUUGA
Parnassius apollo (apollo) is the source of this 567-nucleotide messenger RNA. The record is from the annotation of a GenBank genome assembly. NCBI's taxonomy places the organism in Eukaryota, Metazoa, Arthropoda, Insecta, Lepidoptera, Papilionidae.